CGAAAGAAAUAAGCAAUAAUAUAAGAAUAUAAUUAGAUAUAGAUAUAUUAUUAUUAGAUAUAGAUUAAAAAAAAACAAGAUAAUAUCUGAUGCAUCAUGACUGUAAAGAAUGUAAAACAAGAUGCAUGCAACACGAAAAAAUAAUUUAUUUGUUAUGGAUUUUUAUUAUAUAUCGACAAUUCAAAAUUUCAAAUAAUCUCGUUGUUGCACAAAAAUUGCUCGUACAUAGAUACAUAGAUUCUUCAUUCUUAUUUAUUAUUUUGUUAAUAUAAUUAUAUAAUGUAAUAUAACAUAAGAUAGAAUAUAAAAUUAUACGCGAAUGAAUCAAAAGAUUAAUGAAUGAAAUGUAAUUAUGAAAUUUCGUAUAUUUUAUUUAUAUAAUAUAUUUCAUGACAAACAAGAUAAUUUUUAUAGAUACGAAUACGAUAAAAAGUAUCGGAACGUGGAUAUAGAAUUGGAAUUUCAAUUGAAUUUAAACUGAAUUUUGCGUAUUUGAUAUCGUAACUAUUGAUUAUUUAAGUACUUAAACUUGAUUUACUCAACAACGAUCGCUGUGAGUACAGGUUAUCGUAUUAAUAUCGAGAAUGAUCUCCGUAAGAUUCGAAUGGAUUCAUAAGUACCUAUAUCAAGGAACAAUCGAAAUAGCAUCAGUGAGAAGCAACGGUGAGUGUUGGCAACAACGUUGAUAUUAUGUACUAUUUUGCGAAGCAUGAAAAUAUUUGAUCAGCGACUAGUUACCGUUCAACCGUUUAACAGUAAUGUUUUAACGUGAAUUCAUAUUACGAUUCUAAAUAAUAUUCUACGAUCGACAGUGUUACAUUUUCCAAUAUUUUUACCACCGAUCUUGGAGGUGAAUUACCAAGAUGAUGUGGCAACAAUUAAAUAUACUUUUGAUACGAUUAUAUGAUCCGAUCGAUCGAGCAGAAAAUCUUUUUCUUAAAAUGAAGAAUAUUUGUAUGAUGAUAAAUCAAAUUAUAUUUUUUAUGCUGGCUGAUCGCAUCUUUAUACUAGAACCAAAAAUGACAUGUUUUUAUACAUUAAUGUUUUAUAACGUGAUUACUUACUGUAUUAGCUAUAUUAAGGAAUUAAUCGAAAAGGAAGAUUGGUCACCUUAUGUGACUCUCACGGAAAGAUCCAAGAUUAAACAUUUAGCUAUGUCUGCUACCAAAAUAGUUUUUGAAUGGACAAAAGCCGUCACCUUUAUUGUAACGCUAACAUUUAUGCUUCUUGUUUUUGGUUUGGAACAAGGUCUAGAACAUUACAAACCAUCAACAACUUACACGAUGAUAACAUGGAUUUAUUAUUUGGCAACGGAGAAAAUCUUUGCCGAGAUGUUUCCAUCGAUUUUGAAAUUUCUUCAUUUGGAGAUGUUUGAAAAUCUUGAAGAGCUUUAUGCUCCGGUAAUAUUAAAAUCAUUUACUAUUAGUGCAUCGGCUUUUCUUAUUUUAAUCUUACUCGUACGAAUAGCAUCCUGGAAAUUUUUAUUUAUAGCUAUCUAUUUGAAUAUCUAUUUAAGAUUAAAAGAUCUUUUACGAAUUUCGGGACCUGCGUUAAAACUUGAAUGCGAAAUAUUGAAUCGUUAUAGAAAAGCAACACCUGAAGAAAUUAAACAAUUUGAUGAUGUUUGCGCCGUUUGUCUUUGCGAUAUGUUCAAGGCGAGAAUAACACCUUGUUGUCAUCUUUUUCAUGCAGAUUGUUUACGUCAGUGUCUCAAGACUGGUAAUAUUUGUCCCGUAUGUAAAAGAGAAUUAAAAUUUUCAUAAAAUUUAUUUUAGUCUUA
This is a messenger RNA of Apis mellifera (honey bee), 1780 nucleotides long. RefSeq lists its product as uncharacterized. Lineage: Eukaryota; Metazoa; Arthropoda; Insecta; Hymenoptera; Apidae. The transcript has 3 exons. The coding region runs from base 864 to 1763 and encodes 299 amino acids. Gene Ontology annotation, cellular component: cytosol; ubiquitin ligase complex. Gene Ontology annotation, biological process: protein ubiquitination; ubiquitin-dependent protein catabolic process. Gene Ontology annotation, molecular function: ubiquitin protein ligase activity. The record is from RefSeq and is a predicted model, not a curated record.